AUGGCUCAAGAAAGACCUCAAACUCCAACUUCACCCACCAACAUUGCCGCUCCGAUUCUUUCGCCCACGAUAACCCAAACUCCACUUUCCUCGACAAAUGCUGACAACUCAACCACCAAAGUAAAAUUACUCUCUCUCAACAUCUUUCUACAGCCACUGAUGACAAACACCCCGUACAAAGCAGACCGUAUGAAUUAUUUCAUUACAAAUAUCCUGCCAAAUUAUGAUAUUGUAUGUCUUCAAGAGAUGUAUGGGUUCGGGAGUGGGCGACGACAAAAGUUGAUCAAUGCUGCAGGGGAGAAUGGGUUCGGAUAUGUGCUAAAGAGCAAGAACAAGUUGACGAGAGGAAUGAUUGACGGCGGGCUGUUGAUAUUGAGUAGGUUCCCCAUAACAGAUUCAGAAGAGAUGAUUUUCGGUUGUCAGGGAGAUCGUUUUGUUCCCAAAGGUUCUCUUUACGCAAAGAUAGCCGUAAAGCCUACAUGUCCGAUUCAUCUAUUCGUAACACAACUACAAUCUUCUUGUGAUCCGCAUCCCUCAUUAUCCGAUACCAACGUUCGCAUACGGUUCCAGCAAGUACAUCAGUUGAGACAGUUUGUAGACAGGUGUAAAGCCAUAUACGAAUUCAAGCCAAACGAGAUGGUGAUGGUUGUUGGCGAUCUCAACGUUGAUGGCAGAAGGACCGACGAGGAUGACGAUGGCAUGAGUGAAAAGAAUAGCAGAGAAUAUUUUUUGAUGCAGAAAAUUCUUUCGGGAAAGGGCAUCCCUGCAAACUAUGCUAAUCCACGGUUCUCUAUUGCUGGGCUUCGAUAUUCUUCUUCCGCUCAAUUCUCUAUCCGUGACGUUCUGAAAGAAACCUAUUCCGAACAUCCUAUCACGUAUGCCGGCCUGGCUAACAAAAAUGGUUCUCCUCAAUCACGAGAAAGUGUAUUAAAAGCCAAACAGCGACUGGGAAAACAGUGUAGUCUGGAUUAUAUUUUUGUAUUGGAAAGUCGGGACGAGGCGGAAAAAGAGGAGGAUGAUACAGUAGAGAUUGAUAUAAAGAAUACAAAAGUUGAGGAAUUUUCGACUGAUGGGAGUUUUGAAUUUUCUCAGAUUUCUGGCAAGUGUUGGAGCGGUUUUCCCGCAAGUGUGUUUUAA
This is a messenger RNA of Paraglomus occultum, 1137 nucleotides long. Lineage: Eukaryota; Fungi; Glomeromycota; Glomeromycetes; Paraglomerales; Paraglomeraceae. The record is from the annotation of a GenBank genome assembly.